Messenger RNA from Thermothielavioides terrestris NRRL 8126, 5181 nucleotides. Its product is annotated as glycosyltransferase family 41 protein. The record is from RefSeq and is a predicted model, not a curated record. Gene Ontology annotation, biological process: protein O-linked glycosylation. The transcript has 5 exons. Gene Ontology annotation, molecular function: glycosyltransferase activity; protein binding. Lineage: Eukaryota; Fungi; Ascomycota; Sordariomycetes; Sordariales; Chaetomiaceae. The coding region runs from base 183 to 4988 and encodes 1601 amino acids.
GUCUCAUGUACCUGCGCAGUCGGAUGGAUAUGGAAGACUGAAGAAGGUGGCAAUCCGCUCACUGCCGCUCAUUAUUCUGAUGUUCGAUUUGCCGUUUCCGACGUUCUCCGACACGAUUCUUCGGCUUUCUUCAGCAACUUGCCUGACGAAGACGUAUUCAACGAUCCGUUGAGCAUCUCACAAUGUUGCCCCUCGUACAGAUGCACCAGAUGGUGCAGCCACCAGUCGACUUUCUGAGCCACCGCCAGGUCCAGCUCAGGCCGGACUAUGCGCCGCAUCACAAUGGUUCCCACCUUGCACAGCCAUCACCACGCCUCCAUGGCACCGACUCAACUCCGCGAGCCUUCGCCAUCCGCAGCGCCCAGCACGUCCCGGCUCUGCACCGCAUCACAACCAACUUCACCCGGUUGCACGCGCACGACCAGGCUGAGCAUUCUUUGCGGCGGAAGACCCCCAAUGGAACCAUCGACAAUGGAUACGACGGGGCAUUGGCUCAUCUGGCUUCAGGCCCCCCACCGCUGAAGCACAUGAUUGUACCAGCUUCGUCCCAGAUCUUUCCAACCGCAAUGGUGCACAGACCGGCGAACCCAUCGGUUGAUGCUAUGUUCCAACAACCCCAGGUCGGCCCUUGGCCGUACUCGGGAACUGCCCCACCGGCCCAGUUUGAUGCUGGGAUGGAGGCUUUGAACGGCUCUACCGGGACACCACAAGGAUGGGGAAUGGGGUCCCCCAAUGGUGCGUUGGGUCCGGCGCCCGGAGACGGUGCGGUCUUCCCACAGCCCAUGCCCCAAGGGAACUAUCCUGCAACCCCCUUACAACCUCUCCUCGGGCCAGAGUAUCAGCAGCCCUUGUCGCAAACGAUCUACAGUCCAGGUGGUUACCAGCAGCCGGCAGCGUGGAGAGAUGGUGGUCUCGGCUCUCGGACAUUCAUCCCGCUUGCAAACAAUUACACGCCGCAGAAUUCGGUAGACUGCGCGUUUAUGUCACCGCAGUCCACGAUUCAUCACGGCCUGGCCAAUGCCCCUGGGCUGGGGCAGCCACAUCCUUUCAGCUUGCCGCUGCCCAGCCACCCGCUUGAUGAUGGCUUCGCUCGUUACGGUCAGAACCACUUGGCCCAGCGCGCCGCACAUCCUGCGCAUGGCUCUGUGCCAAUGAUGCCUAUGGCCGGUUAUCUUGCCAAGGCCGCUGCCAAGGGGGGAGCAGGUUCUGCAGCUCGCUUCAGGGAAUGGGCACUGCAGAGUGCUCACAAGGCUUACAACGACCUGCUACUCUAUCUCACGAGCGCCAAAAAGGCAAAUCAUGUCCGCAGCACCUCCGGGUCCAAGACAUCAUCCAAGAUGGUCGUGUACCCCAAGCCUUCGAUCACAGGCUCGGGCAGUGAGAACGCAAUGCGAUCGUUGUCUGGAUCAGUCGAGCCAACGGCUAGUCAUGCGCACAUGAUGGCACAAAAAGAGGCAGCAGCUCGAGCGUUCGCCUGUGGCCUCCCCCAACAACCAUAUCAAGAACUGGGCUCGCCUGUCCUCAACGCUAAGACAUCGUUGGAUAUGUUGUCUACUCUGUGCGAACAAAGCGGUUGGAAAUGGGUCGAGGGAAUGCUCCUGGGGGGUUGCCUUCAUUAUGGCCUGGAGCGGUAUGAGGAGGCGCUGGAAUGGUUCAGGCGUAUCAUGACUCUGGAUGAAAGCCACGUGGAAGCGAUCUCCAACAUAGCCGCGACGCUAUAUUGCCUGAAUAGGCACGAGGAGGCAGAGCAACACUGGGUGCGAGCAAUUAAGCUUCGCCCUAGCUAUCUGGAAGCUGUGGAGCACCUGGUGAGCUUCCUGUGCUCGGUGCACAGGAGCGCGGCGGCUGUGAAUGCCAUCGAGUUCGUCCAGGGCUCUCUGAAGAUCCGAGAUGAAUCGGGCGUGCCGCGAGAUCCUGCCAGUGAGACGGCCAGCGACGCUGAUUCUUCAUCGACGACUACACUUGCCGACUCGAAUCCCGACUCGUAUGUGCUGGACUCGGAAGCCAGCGACAGUCCCGACCGGCGAUUUGCUUCCAUGGUGGAGAACAGCAAGGCCCCUGGAUUUGGCUCCAGCGGCUACCGCAUCCCGGGGAGCGAGAAUGGCCGCAUGAUGCUACUUAUUCACGCCAAAGGGAAUAUACUGUACUCGCUCAAGGACAUCGACCGCGCCGCGGAGGCCUUUGAAGAGGUGGUGCUGAUCGGUGCUGGGAGGCAAUUCCGAGGGAUCCGCUCCCUCAUUCAGAGAAUACAAACUGUCCUAGCACCGAGGGACCCCAUGUCCGGACGGCAUCCGGGCUCCCCUCGCGAGAGUCUGUCCGCGCCCUUGCUGCUGACCCCAGAUAAAGCGAAGCUAACUGCUCAAUUUGUCUUCGCCCCUACCGGCGGCCAACUACCCGGGCUCCAGCAUGUGUCCGAAGGCGCUCACAAAAAGUCCGUGGUGGCGACGACAAGCAACUCGCUCCUCUCCCUGGCAAAGAUAUAUCAGGAUGCCAUGUCGGGCGGCGGGGUGAGCUCGGGUCUCGCCCGCCAGCCCGCUGGGGUGGGAGACAUUCUGUCCCUCUAUUAUCUCUCCCUGUCGCUCCAGGAGAGCCCUUCGACGGCCAACAAUGUGGGGAUCCUCCUCGCCGGCGUCCAGCAAACCUCGCCUGCACCGUCUCUGUCUGUCUCCGACUUGGGCCAGGCGGCAAGCAUUCCGGGAAUCGUCCCCGGCAGUGGGCUGGCGCUCGCGCUGGCCUACUACCGAUACGGCCUGACGUUAGAUCCCAAGCAUGUACACCUCCACACCAACCUGGGCAGUCUUCUCAAGGACAUUGGCCAACUAGACAUGGCCAUCUCGAUGUACGAGCAAGCAGUGGCGUGUGAUGGCACCUUCGACAUCGCCUUGACGAACCUCGCCAAUGCGGUCAAGGACAGAGGCCGGAUCAGCGACGCUAUCAAAUACUACCAAAGGGCCGUGGCUGCGAAUCCUGACUUUGCCGAGGCAGUUUGUGGCCUCUCAACUGCUCUCAACUCGGUCUGCGACUGGAGAGGCCGCGGCGGCGUAUUGCUUGCCGGCGGCAAGUAUGAUCGGUGGCACGUGGACGAUAAGGGCAUGCUUCAGGACGUCAAAAGUCGGGGCCAGGGCAGCGGGCUGAUGCAGCGCGUCGUUGACAUUGUCCGCCGCCAGCUGAAGGAGUCCGCGUCUUGGGGCCGGGGGCUUCUGCAGGAGCAGUCAAUCUUGCAACUGGCGGCGCAGCUCAGAGAUGCCGGUGCUCGCAGCUCGGACCGUUUUCUCGACCUGGAGGCCGAACUUCGAAAAUGGGCCGGAAGGCCAGGGGAGGGAUACCGAAUCCUGCGCCUCAUUGAGCGAGCGACGCUCGCCGCCAUGCGUCGCUGGUACCAGGAAAAGCAUAUCAUGGGCGUCCGGUCACCGGGCCCAUACCGCCGGCCAAAGCCUCCAGCGAGUCUCACGAUACCGUCGGCGCCGACCGUGCUACCCUUCCACACCUUCACCUACCCCCUGCCAGCCAAGGACGUCCGGAUGAUCUCCCAGAGGAACGCGCUGAGGAUAUCGUUCUCAACCCUCCGGUCUCCGUGGAUCCCGGCCACUGUGUAUGAGCCUCCGGCUCCGCCGAGCCCCCAUCUUAAUGUGGGCUACGUCUCCUCCGACUUCAAUAACCAUCCCCUGGCGCACCUGAUGCAAUCUGUUUUCGGCAUGCACGACCCGAAACGUGUGAAGGCCUUUUGCUACGCGACGACAGUUAGCGAUAGAUCCGUUCACCGCCAGCAGAUCGAGCGCGAGGCGCCUGUGUUCCGCGAUGUGAGCGCUUGGUCUUCCGACAGGCUUGUUGACCAGAUCGUCAAAGACAACAUCCACAUCUUGGUCAACCUCAACGGCUACACCCGCGGAGCUCGCAACGAGAUCUUCGCCGCGCGGCCGGCUCCGAUACAGAUGUCGUUCAUGGGCUUUGCUGGCACACUGGGUGCCGAGUGGUGCGACUACUUGCUGGCUGACGCCACCGCCAUCCCGCCGUCAACGCUCCGGCCCCACCGCAUCAACCUGACCCUAGGGGACGUCUUCCGCGACGAGGAGGAUGCUGACGCCGAGGAUUGGAUCUAUUCGGAGAACAUAAUCUUCUGCCGCGACACGUUUUUCUGCUGCGACCAUAAACAGUCGGCGGACGGGCACAACGAGAAGGGAAUGACGUGGGAGGAGGAUCAGAGGAGACGCUGGAAAAUGCGCAAGGAGUUGUUCCCCAACCUUCCAGACGACGCCAUCAUCCUCGGCAACUUCAACCAGCUGUACAAGAUCGACCCGACCACAUUCCGCACGUGGUUGCGCAUCCUCGCCGCCGCGCCGAAAGCCUACCUCUGGCUCCUCCGCUUCCCCGAGCUCGGUGAGACGCACCUGCGCCGGACCGCGCGUGACUGGAGCGGCGAGGGGGUCGCCCGCCGCAUCAUCUUUACCGAUGUCGCGCCGAAGCAGCAGCACAUCUCGCGCGCCCGUGUCUGCGACCUGUUCCUCGACACGCCCGAGUGCAACGCCCACACCACGGCCGCCGACAUUCUCUGGUCCAGCACGCCGCUGCUGACGCUGCCCCGGUACGAGUACAAGAUGUGCUCGCGCAUGGCGGCGUCCAUCCUGAAGGGGGCGCUGCCCAAGGGCGAGGAGGGCGAGCAGGCCGCGAGAGAGCUGAUCGCGAGGGACGAGAAGGAGUACGAGGAGUUUGCAAUCAGGUUGGCGAACGGACUAUCGUACCGCCCUCGUGUGCUACCCGCCUCUGCUGGUGCUGGUGCUGGUGCUGGUGUUGGGAGCGGGGGAAAUGCCGCUGGAGAGGUGUAUGGCGAGGGGGUUGGCAGGCUGGCCGAGUUGCGGCGGCUGCUGUUUGAGAGCAAGUGGACUUGUGCGCUGUUCGAUACCAGGCGCUGGGUCAGGGAUCUAGAGGAGGCGUAUGACAUUGCGUGGGACAGAUGGGUGAAAGGUGAAGGUGGGGAUAUAUACCUCUGAGAGGGAUAUCAUUGAUUCUGUUUUCUGGCGGUUUUUGCUAUCUGCGGGCGUCAACUAUACCAUGACUCCGUCCGGGAUGGCACGGAGCGGGUGGGAAAAUGGGCUGACCGGUCUUGGGUCGGAAAGGGUUUAUUUGGGCUGGCAUGCUCAACCGGGGUUCCCGUGGGUUAGGUCCCCGUGGGCGGGCGCAUGG